Galeopterus variegatus (Sunda flying lemur) is the source of this 5505-nucleotide messenger RNA. RefSeq names its product myosin VIIB (gene MYO7B). NCBI's taxonomy places the organism in Eukaryota, Metazoa, Chordata, Mammalia, Dermoptera, Cynocephalidae. The record is from RefSeq and is a predicted model, not a curated record. The transcript is spliced from 39 exons. Gene Ontology annotation, cellular component: cytoskeleton; myosin complex. The annotation marks the transcript as partial. Gene Ontology annotation, molecular function: protein binding; ATP binding; cytoskeletal motor activity.
GGGAACUGCACCUCCUGUGAGGGGCUCGAUGAUGCCAGAGACUACGCUCAUGUACGCUCAGCCAUGAAGAUCCUCCUGUUCUCUGACUCUGAGAACUGGGACCUCAGCAAGCUGCUGGCAGCCAUCCUCCACCUGGGGAACGUGGAGUUUAUGGCUGCGGUGUUCGAGAACCUGGAUUCCUCAGAUGUGGUGAUGGAGAUGCCUGCCUUUCCCACUGUGAGGAAGUUACUGCAGGUGCAGCACCAGGCGCUCUGGAACUGUCUGGUCAAGCACACCAUUCUCAUCCGCGGGGAGCAUGUCACCAGGCCUCUGAACGUCGCCCAGGCUGCAGACCGGAGGGAUGCCUUUGUGAAGGGAAUCUACGGGCACCUCUUCCUGUGGAUCAUCAAGAAGAUCAAUGCUGUUAUCUUCACACUACCUGACCAGGACCCCAAAAAUGUGCGAAGGGCCAUUGGCCUCCUGGACAUAUUUGGCUUUGAAAAUUUCCAGAACAAUAGCUUCGAGCAAUUCUGCAUCAACUUCGCCAAUGAGCACCUGCAGCAGUUCUUUGUGCAGCACGUGUUCACCAUGGAGCAGGAGGAGUACCACUCGGAGGACAUUGCCUGGGACUACAUCCACUACACCAACAACCAGCCCACCCUGGACCUGCUGGCUCUCAAGCCCAUGAGCAUCAUGUCUCUCCUGGACGAGGAGAGCCGCUUCCCACAGGGGACAGAUAUCAGCCUGGUGCAAAAACUGAACAGCAUCCACGCCAACAACAAGGCCUUCCUGCAACCCAAGAACAUCCACGACGCCAGAUUUGGCAUUGCCCACUUUGCUGGCGAGGUGUACUACCAGGCAAAAGACUUCCUGGAGAAGAACCGAGAUGUGCUGAGCACAGAUAUCCUCACCCUGGUUCACUCCUCCAAAAAUAACUUCCUGAGGGAGAUAUUCAACCUGAAGCUGGCAGAGAUCAAGCUGGGCCAUGGGAACAUCCGCCAGACAAAGGCAGGAAGCCAGCUCUUCAAGUCUGCAGACUCCGCCAAGCGGCCCUCCACCUUGGCAGGCCAGUUCAAGCAGUCCCUGGACCAGCUGAUGAAAAUCCUAACCAACUGCCAGCCCCACUUCAUCCGCUGCUUCAAGCCCAACGAGUACAAGAAGCCGCUGCUCUUCGACCGGGCGCUGUGCGCGCGGCAGCUGCGCUGCUCGGGCAUGAUGGAGACCGUGCGCAUCCGCAGGAUGGGCUUCCCCGUGCGCUACGCGUUCCAGGAGUUCCUGCAGCGGUUCCACGUGCUGCUUCCCGGCGCCCAGCGGACGCAGCUGCAAGACAACUUCCGCCAUAUGACCCUGCACAUCGCAGACAGGUGGCUGGGGACAGACAAAGACUGGAAAAUGGGGAAGACCAAAAUCUUUCUGAAGCAUCACCAGGACACUCAAUUGGAGAUACAGAGGAGCCUGGCCCUGGACCAAGCAGCAGUCAACAUCCAGAGAGUCCUGAGGGGUUACAAAUACAGAAAGGAGUUCCUGAGGCAGAGGCGGGCUGCUGUGACCCUCCAGGCCUGGUGGAGAGGCUACUGCAAUAGGAAGAAUUUCAAAUUGAUCCUCAUGGGCUUUGAGCGUCUGCAGGCUAUUGCCCGGAGCCGCUGGCUGGCGAGGCAGUACCAGGCCAUGUGGCAGAGGAUGGUCCAGCUGCAGGCCCUCUGUAGAGGCUACCUGGUGCGCCAGCAAGUCCAGGCCAAGAGGAGGGCAGUGGUGGUCAUCCAAGCACACGCCAGGGGCAUGGCUGCCCGGCAGAGCUUCCAGCGGCAGAAAGCCAGUGGACUGCUGGUGACCCCAGCUGAAGAGCAGAAGAGCCAAAGCACCCUCCCCACCAAGAAGCGCAAGUCCAUCUACGACACCAUCACCGACACAGAGCUGGUAGAGAAAGUGUUCGGCUUCCUCCCUGCCAUGAUUAUGGGGCGGGAGGGCCAGACCUCGCCAGGCUCCAAGGAUCUGGAAGCAAAGACCCAGAAGCUGCCUGAGGUUGACCUGGACACAGUCCCCAUGGUGGAAGAGGCAGAGGAGGACAUGGAUGACCUGGCUGAGUACACCUUCCCCAAGUUUGCUGCAACUUACUUCCAGAAAUCGGCCAGCCACACACACAUCCAGCGGCCCCUGCGAUACCCAUUGCUCUACCACGAGGACGAUGCUGACUGCGCGUCCUCCCUGGCCAUAUGGAACAUCGUCCUGAGGUUCAUGGGUGACCUUCCAGAGCCAGUGCUCUAUGCCAAGAACAGCCUGCGUGGCAGCUCAGUGAUGGAGCAGCUCCGCGACAUGCUGGGCAGGGAGAGUGGCGCCCAGCAUCCACAACACGGUGAGGCUGCACAGGUCGCCAGCCAGCUGAACAUCGGAGAGGAGGCCUUCGAGUCUGAUGGUGCCGUCUCAGACCGCCCCAUGUCCAACUUGGAGAAGGUGCACUUCAUUGUGGGCUGUGCCAUCCUGCGGCCCACCCUCAGAGAUGAAAUUUACUGCCAGAUCUGCAAGCAGCUCUCAGAGAACUUCAAAAUGAGCAGCCUGGCCCGGGGCUGGAUCCUGCUCAGCCUCUGCCUGGGCUGCUUCCCGCCCUCGGAGAGGUUCAUGAAGUAUCUGCUGAACUUCAUUGGUCAAGGGCCAGUGGGCUACGGGCCCUUCUGUGCUGAGCGCCUGAGACGCACCUAUGCCAAUGGGGUGCGCACAGAGCCCCCCACCUGGCUAGAGCUGCAGGCUGUCAAGUCCAAGAAGCAUAUCCCUAUCCAAGUCAUGUUGGUGACUGGACAGAGCCUGACUGUCAUGGUUGACUCAGCCUCCACGUCGCGGGAGAUCUGCCUGCAUAUUGCCAGCAAGCAGGGCCUCAGUGACCACCUAGGCUUCUCCCUCCAGGUCUCUGUGUACGGCAAGUUCUGGUCCCUGGGCAGCGGGCGUGACCACGUGAUGGACGUUCUUGCCCGGUGCGAGCAGCUGACCCAGGAGAGGGGCGAGAGCCAGCGCCAGUCACCCUGGCACAUCUACUUCCAGAAGGAGUUCUUCACCCCCUGGCAUGACUCCCGGGAAGACCCUGUCAGCACCUACCUCAUUUACUGCCAAGUCCUCCGUGGAGUCUGGUUCGGCGAGUACAGCUUCCAGAAGGAGGAAGAGCUGGUGGAGCUGCUGGCCCAACACUGCUACGUGCAGCUGGGUGCCUCAGUGGGGAGUGAGGCUAUCCAGGGGCUGCUGCCCAGCUGUGUCCCCCAGAAGCUGUACAGGACCAAGCCCCCAGAGAGAUGGGCUAGCCUCAUCACUGCUGCCCAUGCCAAGGCCCCAUACACCCAGGCGCGAGUCCCGCCGCAGGCUGUGCGGGAGCAGGUGGUGGACGCUGCCCGCCUGCGGUGGCCGCUGCUCUUCUCCCGGCUCUUCCAAGUCACCACACUCUCCGGCCCCCGCCUGCCCAAGGCACAGCUGAUCUUAGCCAUUAACUGGAAGGGGCUGUACUUCCUGAACCAGAAAGAGAAGAUGCUGCUGGAACUCUCUUUCACAGAGGUCAUGGGUCUGGCCACCAACAGGGAGGCCCGAGGUGGGCACCGGCUGCUGCUGUCCUUGCUGCACGAAGAGUAUGAGUUCGUGUCCCCCAGCGUCGUGGCCAUUGCCGAGCUGGUGGCCCUGUUUCUGGAGGGCCUGAAGGAGAGGUCCGUGUUUGCCAUGGCCCUGGAGGACAAGAAGGCCACAGAUGAUGCCACCCUCCUGCCUUUCAAGAAGGGGGACUUGUUGAUCCUGACGAAGAAGCAGGGGCUAUUAGCCUCUGAGAACUGGACGCAGGGCCAGAACGACAGGACGGGCAGGACAGGGCUGGUGCACAUGGCCUGCCUCUACACCAUCCCCACAGUCAUCAAGCCCUCGGCGCAGCUACUGAGCUUGCUGGCCAUGUCACCAGAGAAGCGGAAGCUGGCAGCCCAGGAGGGGCGGCCCGCAGAGCCACUGCCUGAGGAGCAGCCCAAGGAGAAGCUGCACACCCUGGAGGAGUUCUCCUACAAGUUCUUCAGGGCCCCAGAGAAGGAGACAGUCAGCAGAGCCAUGCUCUCCCUGGCUCGCACCCGGGGCCACCUGUGGGCCUACUCUGCUGAACCACUGCGGCAGCCGCUGCUCAAGCGUGUCCAUGCCAACGCUGAGCUGCGGGACAUCGCCUGCCACAUCUUCCUCGCCAUCCUCAGGUACAUGGGCGACUACCCUUCUCGUCAGGCCUGGCCCACCCUGGAGCUCACCGACCAGAUCUUCUCGUUGGCCCUGCAGGACUCAGCCCUGCAGGACGAGGUCUACUGCCAGAUCCUGAAGCAGCUGACACACAACUCCAACAGGUACAGCGAGGAGCGAGGCUGGCAACUGCUGUUUCUCUGCACGGGCCUCUUUCCUCCUGGCAAGGCGCUGCUGCCCCACGCCCAGAAGUUCAUAGACACUCGGAGGAAGAAGCUGCUGGCCCCAGACUGCAGCCGCCGCAUCCAGAGGGUCCUGAGGGCGGGGCCCCGGAAGCAGCCCCCACACCAGGUGGAGGUGGAGGCCGCCGAGCAAAAUGUGUCCCACAUCUGUCACAAGAUCUACUUCCCCAAUGACACCAACGAGAUGCUGGAGGUGGGCGCCAAUACCCGGGUGCGGGACAUGUGCGACAGCAUUGCCACCAGGCUGCAGCUGGCCUCCUGGGAGGGCUGCAGCCUCUUCAUCAAGAUCACAGACAAGGUCAUCAGCCAGAAGGAGGGAGACUUCUUCUUUGACUCCUUAAGGCAGGUGUCUGACUGGGUCAAGAAGAACAAGCCCCAGAAAGAAGGGGUCCCUGUGACGCUCCCCUACCAGGUGUACUUCAUGCGGAAGCUGUGGCUCAACGUGGUCCCAGGGAAGGAUGCCAAUGCAGACAGCAUACUCCAUUACCAUCAGGAGCUACCCAAGUACCUGCGUGGAUUCCACAAGUGCUCACGGGAGGACGCCAUCCACCUGGCGGGCCUCAUCUACAAGGCCCAGUUUGACAAUGACCGUUCCCAGCUGGCUAGUGUCCCCAAGAUCUUGAGGGAGCUGGUGCCCAAGAACCUCACAUGUCUGAUGUCCUCAGAGGAAUGGAAAAAGAGCAUCCUCUUGGCCUAUGACAAGCAUAGGGACAAGACGGUAGAGGAGGCCAAGGUGGCCUUCCUUAAGUGGAUCUGCCGGUGGCCCACCUUCGGGUCUGCCUUCUUUGAGGUGAAGCAAACCUCAGAGCCCUCCUAUCCAGACGUCGUCCUCAUCGCCAUCAACCGACAUGGGUUUCUGCUCAUCCACCCCCAGACCAAGGAGCUGCUCACCACCUACCCCUUCACCAGGAUUUCCAGCUGGAGCAGUGGCAGCACCUACUUCCACAUGGUGCUGGGCAGCCUGGGCCGGGGCAGCCGCUUGCUGUGUGAGACCUCUCUGGGCUACAAGAUGGACGACCUACUGACUUCCUAUGUGCAGCAGCUCCUGAGUGCCAUGAACAAGCAGCGGGGCUCCCAGGCCCCAGCCUUGGCCCACCCCUAG